AGAUGGUAUAGUCAUUCAUAAGUUUGCAUACACAGUAAGCGUCAAGCUAUUUAAACUUGUACAUAAUGUCUUUAUGCUGAUCGCUAUGAUCUUAGUAUUUAAUUUGCAUCGUAUAUUUAUAAAUUACUUUUCUCAAUUACAUGGCUAAAAAUGUAGAUUCACCCUUAUUUGUAGGAGAUGUAUACGAUCUUGCAGCAGAUAUUGGUAAAGAAUUUGAAAAAUUGAUUGACGCCUGUGGAACUGAAAAUAUUCGUAAUCUAAUGACCAAAGUUAUAGUGACUCUUGAAUAUUUAGAAUCGAGCACUGUUAUAGUUGAUAGACUUCAAAGUGAAUUACUAGAAAUUAAAGCUCGAGUUGAGCAGCUUGAGUACGAAAAAUUGGAACGAGCUGAAUUCAGGAAUAAACUUGAUCAGGAGCUAGAAAUUAUUGAAGAAAAUUGGAGGAAGGAAACUUAUCACUUAAAUUCUCUGGUUGUAAAACUUCAAAAUGAAAACAAGCGUUUAAGUGUUCUUAUAACUGAAAAGGAGAAACAUGCACCUAAUGAUUGCAAAGUAUUUAUGUCUGAUGAAGAAUUGGUAGUGGUUCAAAAGCUAAAAGAGCUAGCGGAACAACAUCGAGCACAACUGAUAUCUAAAGAUAAAGAACUUUUGGAAAGAAGCAAUGAAUUAGAAAAGGUGCAAUUAGAUCAUGAAAAAUUAACAAAAGUUUAUAAAGAGUUAACACACCGUAACAGACAUUUGCAAAAACAAGUCUAUACUUUAGUUGAAGAAAAAUCAGAUUUACAAGCUAGUAUUCAAAACCAGCAAAGGGAAUGUCAAGAAUUGCAAUCUAAUCUGAAUGUUGUUGUUAAGGAAAAUAUUGACCUUUCUACUGCUGAGGACAGAAAUAAACUUGACUUCCAAGGCAAACUUCUCAUUGAUCUUGACGAUCCAAACAGGCCUCGUUUUACCUUGGAUGAACUUAGACAUAUUUUAUUUGAAAGAAAUGAUCUCAAAGCAAAAGUUAGUGAUUUAGAAGAUGAACUUAGUCUGCACAAACAAAAAAAUUUUCCUAGCUCCCUUAGUUUGACAUCAUUAUCUAUUGAUCAAGAAGAGCUUCCUGUUCAAGGCCCUAUCAAUAAAGAGCCUGAUGAAAAAUUAUAUCCUGAAAAAAAGAAAUUAGGAAUUCGAAGAUUUUUUCAUUUUCUUCGACGAUUCUCAGUGGAUAGACCUGAAUCACUAGUGCAAUUUUCAGCUUCCCCUCGGUGACCUGGCCAAAGUUAAUGUGAAGUGCUUUUGUCUUUGGAGUUCCAACUAGUGCCACCUUCUGUGUUUUUGAUGAGAACUUCAGUUGUUAUACCAAGGCUUGAUAUAUUAUUUCUUGUUGAUAGAAAACUAUUUAUUUAGUUUGAAAUGUUAGAUAUUUCUUCUUUUUAAGUCAGCAAUUUGUGUUUUUUGUGAAAGCUAUGUGUGCUUGAAAUUUAAUGACUUUCAUUGCUCUUAUUUUAGCCAUAUUGUAACACAGCUCUUAGAUUUUGUAGUGCAGCCUAGCAAUGAAGCUUAAUAAUCUGAAAAUGCAAUUCAAAACAAAUUUAUAAAAUUUUAUAUUUUUUUACAUCUUUUGUAAGAUUUUUUGUAUUCCAUGCAACUAGCUGAUGUAUCUUAUAUAAUAUGAUGCAUUGAAAAAUUAUCUUUUCAUUUAUUUAUGUAUCCUAAAUGUUAUGUAUCUUUAAAGUAUUUUACACUGUUUUAUUCAAUAUUCUGUGAUAAAAAGAAACAAAUGUAAUUAUCAAUUUGUAAUCUUUGUUUUUAUUUAAAAUUUCUUUUUAGGGCUUAUUGCUACUAAAACAGUGUUAUGAUUUUCUCAAAUGGUUAUCUUUUAUACUAGUUAUUUUAGUGCCAUGUAUUAAUAAAAUAAAAUUGUCAUGCAAUAAUCCCUCAUUUAAAAAACGUAAUAAAAGUUAAUUAAGCUUAAAUAUUUUGAAUAAAAAUUUUAAGUAUAUAGUUUCAAAGUACUUUUCUUGAAUAAUUAAAAUAAAACCCUAUUUAAUACAUACUGUAAAGGUUUGAUUAUUCGGGAUGCAUGAGGAUGAGCUAAUUAUCCUAAAUUCUAGAUAUCUAUGUACCUAAAAUCUCGGUUUAAUAUAUAGACUUUUUUUCCGGAAAUAAGUUUCCAAACCUUAAUAAAAAACAAAAAUGCCGUAAUAAAAACAAAAAUUUAUCAGAAUCAGUACUUAAGAAACAAAAAUAAUAAUGAUAAAGGUUUAAAAAAACUGAUUUAAUUAAGUGAGGAAAAAAAUACAACGGAAAAAUUCUUUUUAAUUCCUAUGAUAUUUUAAUAACAAUCUGUUUUAAAUAUUUGAUGGGGGAAUUCUCAGUUUUCCAUAUUGCCUUACUUACUGGGAAAAUGCAGCAUCAUAAGAAACGUAACGAAUGCUUACCUGAAUCUCUCCUUGCAGAAAAAUAAAAAUGAUAUAUAAAAAAUUAUGAAAAAUUGUCUAUAAAAAUAUAAAAACUGAAUGACUAACUAAAUAAUAGCCAUAUAAGUAAUAAAAAAAAGUUAUAUUUCAAAGUAGUGUCUAAAGGCUUUGGUGAAACAAGAAAUUUUUUUUUUUAAAGUUUUUAGAAAACGAAUCAACAACCCUAAUGAAAGUGCCAAUAAAUAAAAAAAUAGUAAAGAUGAGGGGUAAAAUACUAUCAGAGUUGUUCAUAAAAAUAUUAAAUAUAAAAAAAUUAUAUUGCAAAGUGGUAAAAAAAGGGAGAAUUGCAAAAAAAAAAAAAUAUUGUUUUAUAUUCUAUUAUUAUUUGUUUAAAUUCUUUAACUAUAAAAAACAAUGUCUUUCAUAUCCCCAUUUUUCAAAAUCAAGUAUUUAAAAAGAAAGACUUAAACUUGGCAUUUUUUAUAUUUUUAUUAUUGAUGAAAAAAUUCUUCCAACAAUUUUUUUUACGAAAUUUAGCAUGUGAUAUUUUCUAAAAAGUUUUUCAUUUUUAUAAAAAUUUUGAUGCAAGGAAAAAUGUAAAAGAACAUUGUAAAUGAACUUCUUAUUAGUUAUUUUAAAAUUAUUUAUUGAUUUUGUUUUUUAGUAGUUAUUAACGAUAUAAUAGUUACUAACUAGAGAAUAAGAAUUUCAUAUCUUUGUAUUGAUAAUUUCUGAAGAAAAAAAAAAUUAUUGUUCCUUAUCUCUUCAAAAGCAUAUCAUGUUGAAAAAAGUCAAUCAAAAUUCUUGAUGUUAGCAGAAAAAUAAUGAAGUUCUCAGCUGCAUCAAGCCCUAAGUACCAAUUUUUAAUGAUUUAGGAGCAAUUACUAUGUUGCAGCUUGUUGUGUACCUUACAUUCUGAUAAAACAUAUGUAUUUAUCAGAGAGCAAGGGGGAAAAAAUUACCAAUAUGAAUAGAUUUUGCUUUAAUGAUCAAAUUUUCAUGUAUUAUAAUGCUAUCUUAAUGGCUCAAAGGGCAUUUCUUAAAACAUGCUUAAUUGUUAGUAUUAGUAGGACUAGGGGUUGUUAAGAUUUUGGUAUCUCUACAUAUGGUUAGAUUAAUAUUUUACAUUUGGAAUCUCAUAAUUCUGAACAAAUAACUAGAAUGCAUCAAAAACAUGGUUACAUCCUAAUUUCUGAUGCUUUUUAAAAAAAACGUCAAUCCAAAUAUUGUUGAUCCAUGAGUUCCCUUGUCUUCUGGAUUGGGUUCAAAAUUACAAGGCUAUGGAGUUAAUAAUUUGAAGUUUUAAUAAUGGAAAGUAAAAUUAUUUGUGUACAUUAUAAUUCAAAAGUUUUUCAAUUUUUACUAAAUUAACUUAUAAAAAUAUACUCAUAAAAAAUUAUUGAAAAACCUUAUAAUUUUCUAAAUGAAAUUUUUAAAAAAAUAUUCUCAUGAAAUUUUUUUUUACAUCAUAUUACCUUCAGGUUAAUAUGUUUUAUAAAUGAAAGUAGGUACUAAAGAAGGUACUAGUAGAAGUUUUUGAUUUGUUAAAAAGUGCCUACAGAUAUGACGGAAAUUAAAGAAGUAACUUUUAAGGAAACCAAAAUUUUCACUGCUCUUUUGAAUAAACUAAUGGGACCAUAUUUUCCUAGUAUCUGCUGCCUCCUAUUUUGAGAGUCAAAAGUUCAUAAUAGUUAGAGAAAAUGAUAUGUUCGUUUAAAAAAGUAUGUUUUCUAGUCUUAUUUCAUUACUCAGUUCAUCAGUAGCAAUAGCAAUCAAUAUCCCCUUUCAAACCAUUAAGAUAGCAUCUUACCACAUAAAAAUGUGGCCGUUAACUUAAAAAUUUAUUGAUGAUGAUUUUUUAAGUCUCUGUACAUAAAAAUUAUUUAUUUUUAUUUUAUUUAUUUAUUUUUUUGCUACAGGAAAGUUUUUUUUUUGCCUUUGUAGUGUACUCUUUUUCUCUUAAAAAUAUGACAACUAAAUUUGAUUUCAUAUGUAGUUUAACCAUUAGUUUGAAAAAUCAAUUUCAGUAUUAUUAUUUUUAUAGUUUUUUUUCUUCUUCAUGCAAAUGAAAUACUUCUGCAUACAAUUUCAUACCUGGUAUACCUAAAAGCUGAAAAUUGUUCAUAAAAUCAAUUCUAAUAUCCCUUUAAAAUGUAGAUUUAGUCAAAAUCAUGAUAGUAAAUUGAUGUGAAUUCUUUUCCAUCAGAAAAUUAAAGGAAAUGUGAAUGUAUGAAAUGAAAAAUAAUAAAUAUUUUUUUGAAUGA
Parasteatoda tepidariorum (common house spider) is the source of this 4662-nucleotide messenger RNA. Its product is annotated as RILP-like protein homolog. The record is from RefSeq and is a predicted model, not a curated record. Gene Ontology annotation, molecular function: dynein light intermediate chain binding; protein dimerization activity; small GTPase binding. Gene Ontology annotation, biological process: cilium assembly. NCBI's taxonomy places the organism in Eukaryota, Metazoa, Arthropoda, Arachnida, Araneae, Theridiidae. Gene Ontology annotation, cellular component: ciliary basal body; cytoplasm.